GAGGAUGAAAGUCUUUCGAAGAUGGACCCUGUACGGCUGACGGCGCUCAAGCCGUACUUUCGUCGUGACGGCGGAACGGUCACAGCAGGCAACGCGUCGCCUAUGACCGACGGGGCGGCGGCAUUGGUGGUAGCGAGUUAUGAAGCCGUACAGCGUCUGGGCUUGCCAUUGCUGGCGGCGGUACGGGGCUUUGCUGACGCUGCACAAUCGCCAGAAUGGUUUACGACAGCCCCGGCGCUAGCAGUACCACGCGCACUCAAACACGCGGGGCUGACGUCAGCAUCUGACGUGGACUAUUGGGAAGUCAACGAGGCGUUCAGCGUCGUUGACCUGGUCAACCGGCAGUUGCUGGGGCUACCGGCCACACGGCCUUUCAGAGUCAACGUCUUCGGCGGGAGUGUGGCUCUAGGGCAUCCUAUCGGCGCGAGCGGUGCGCGCAUCCUAGUGACUUUGCUCAACGUGCUGCGCUCCAGGGGGGGUAGGAGGGGCUGCGCCGCCAUUUGCAACGGCGGCGGCGGCGCAUCUAGCAUCGUCGUGGAGGCGAUGCCGCCGCCACUCGACAAACAGCAGCAGCAGCAACUGCCGACGGCGGCGGCGGCGAUGACGCGGCAACAAUCGCAAUUGUAGCUGUAGCUCAGUAUAACCGUCGUAAUAGCCAACAAUACGUCGUAAUACCCAACAUAUCACGCCAACACAGGAGAGGCGACAGCAGAAACGCGCCCGUCGCUGUAGUAUACAUCUCAUCAUAACUACCAUCAAAAAUCACGAUGGCCUGCUGCCAACACCAAGUGGAAGUACGAGCAUCCAUACACAGUAACUUUAACGCAUAGUCCGUACACUGCGGUACGGCGACCAUCGCACGACAAUCACGCACACCAAAAUGAUU
This is a messenger RNA of Volvox carteri f. nagariensis, 886 nucleotides long. RefSeq lists its product as uncharacterized. Gene Ontology annotation, molecular function: acetyl-CoA C-acetyltransferase activity. The record is from RefSeq and is a predicted model, not a curated record. Lineage: Eukaryota; Viridiplantae; Chlorophyta; Chlorophyceae; Chlamydomonadales; Volvocaceae. The transcript is spliced from 3 exons. Gene Ontology annotation, biological process: fatty acid beta-oxidation. Bases 22 to 627 code for a protein of 201 amino acids.